Messenger RNA from Rotaria sordida, 3114 nucleotides. Lineage: Eukaryota; Metazoa; Rotifera; Eurotatoria; Philodinida; Philodinidae. The record is from the annotation of a GenBank genome assembly.
AUGUUGUCCUUAGAUUAUCUAUGUCUGUUUGGUAAUAUUUUACUUAUUUGUAUCUCAUUAACUAAGACCGUUUCUUUGGAUGGUAUCUGUACGAAUACUAAUGAAUGUACUGAUAUUGGUCCGAUUUGUCGUAAUGGAAGAUGUCAAUGUGAUACACCUUGGUAUACACCAUGUGGUACAAAAUGUGAUAUAAAAGCCGUAUUUGUCUACGAAGGAGAAGAGUGUCGAAUUAAUGACAAUUGUAUUCCUAAUGCUGUAUGUGCUGACGUUGAAAAACGAUGUCGAUGUCAAUCAAGUUAUACAGCUUUAAAUGGACUAUGUUAUAAAAGUUUAAAUACAUCAUGUUCAACUCCAAGUGAAUGUUGGUCUCGAGAUUGUCGUGAUGGAUUAUGUAAAUGUCGUCUUGGCUUUGUACCAAGAGGAGAUAAUAACCGAUGUCAAAGAAAACUUGCUAGAAUCUAUUCGAAUUGGGCUGAAGCUAAUGCAUCAAAUGAUUUUUGUUAUGAAUUAAAUGAAAAUCCUUGUAUUGAUAUUCAUGCAAUUUGUCAAAAUGAUGGUCAACAUGUGGAAAAAUUUUGUCAAUGUCCAUUAAAUUAUACUGCUAAUUAUCAAAAUCAAGAAUGUCAAUUAAAACAAUAUAGUGGAUCAUUAUCACCUUCAACUACAUCAUUGCCAAAUGAUGAUUGUGGUACAUGUAGAGAUGAACUUGCUGUAUGUGUUCAUGUUGGUAAUCAAACAACAUGUUGGUGUCAAGCUGGUCUUAUUAAUACGAAUGAUAGAUGUGAAAGAUAUCAUUUGAAUUUUGUUUUUCCAAACGAAUACGAUAUAAAUCAACAUCAAUAUACUCUUAAUUGUUCAAGUUAUGAUAAUGAUACAAAAAUUGUACAGAAUGGUUUAUGUAUAUGCAAACCUGGCUAUAAAUUUGUUGAUGCAAGAUCACCUUGUCAACGUAUUAUACCAAUAUGGGAAAAUGAUAAUUUUGAGUAUGGUGUAUGUACACGUAUAGAUUCAAAUGGUCAACAUAUACCAGAAAAUGGUUUAUGUCCUUGGCCAUUAACUUGUCAACCACGACAAGAUAAAUAUGUGUGUUCAUGUGAUCAUAAUAAAUAUUUAGAUGAAAAUAAUAAUACUUGUUAUUAUUUCUUGGAAAGAGAUUUGACGAAUCCGAACGAUAAAAAUUGUCCACCAGGGGCAACCCUUGAUAAUGGACAAUGUCGAUGUUUACCGAUUGGUAAAUAUACGGUAUCCAGCGAUAAGAAACGAUGUGAACUUACGUUAGCUUCUAGAGACAUUGACUCGGGAUGUAUUAGCAAUGGAGGAUUUGACGAUGACUGUAAGAGAUUAUAUGGUACCAAUACAAAAUUUUGUAAAGCAGGAGAAUGUCAAUGUAUACCUGAUCAAUCAUACUACGACAAUGGCAGAUGUGUUACAUAUCUCAGCGCUAAUCCUGGAAAUAAUGGUUCUUGUCCAAUCAACACAAAAAACAAUGAUAAUCCAUGUACAUGUAAAGAUGGAUAUCGAGCUGAGAAACGAAAAUCUAAUUAUCUAUAUGAAUUAACAAAUAUUCCAUCACAAGGUAUUUAUUCUGACGUAACAAUAGACGAUUGCAAAGCAUUGUAUCUUAAUGCACAUCUCAUUGUUCGUAACAAUGCAUGUAUAUGCGAGAAUGGUACAUUUUCAAAUGGUACAACAUGCGUUUUCUAUCUAUCGUAUACUCCUCUUCCUACAAACGGCCCCAGUUUACACUGUCCGCCGCUUGCUCUUCCUUCUUCCGGAACAUGUACAUGUCUAAGUGGCUACAAAAAUGCCGGUAAUAACCGUAAUUGUGUACCAUUGACAGAUACAGUUUACGAAUAUAGUACUACAAAUGGCGUAAAUGUUCCAGGAUUAACAACGACAGGAUGUCGAAGAUUGUUUGGAAAUGCUGUAGAUAUAAUACCGAAUGAUAGUUAUUGUAGAUGUGCAAAUUCAAGUUUUGCCUUUUGGGAAAAUCAAAGAUGCUAUUUUCUUGUUGAAACAAAUCAAUCAAUGAGUACUACUUUAGAUAAUUGUCCACCGACUUCUAUAGUAGGUAAUCAAACUUGCAACUGUCCUCGAGGAUAUCAACCAAUUGAAUCCAAACGAAGAUGUGUACGAAAACCAAUCUAUUCUUCAAAUCUUCAAGCUAUUGAUACAACAAAUUUUACAAUGUUAUGUAAUGAGACAUAUACUAAUGAUGAUUGUGAAGGUUUACAUGGUAAAGGUGCUGUUUGUCAUAAUUUUACUUGUUAUUGUGAUCGAGCACGAAGUUUUGUUGUUGGUGAUCGAUGUGAAUAUUUUUCACAAUUUGUAUUUCCUGGUUUACAUGAACGUUAUUCACGAACAUGUAAUAGACAAGAAGAUUGCGGUUCUGAUUCAGAUCAAAAUGGAAUUGAAUGUGACUUUAUAAAUAAUACUACUGACAAAUAUAGAGUAUGCAAAUGUAAAUCAGAGUAUUUCUUAAAUCCAAUUGAUGGAACAUGCGUUAAACGUCAAUGUUAUCCACAAUGUUCAGAUAAUGCAGAUUGUGUAAAUUACCAAUGUAUUUGUAGAGUUGGAUAUUAUCGAAAUUCUUCUGGACGCUGCGAUCUCAUUGGAACACCAUUAAUACUUCAUGAGAAAUGUAACUCUACAGUCUGGUCUGGAUUAAAUUCUAUCAAUAAUGGACUUUUCUGUUCUUCAACUUGUGAACGAACUCAGUGUGCAGACGGUUAUCGUGAUACUGGUUUACAAUGCGCAAGAAUUAGUUUUAAUGAUUAUUGUGUACAUAGUAAAACUCGAUGUACUCAAUUUAGCCCUAAUUCUCUCUGUCAAGAAGAUGAUAAUAAAUGUGCUUGUUUGCCUGGUCAUUAUGAAACUAAUGGUAAUAUAAUCUGUGCUCGAGCUAUUAAUAGUCCUUGUCUUAAUCAUGCAGAUUGUGGUGAUCUUGGUCAAUGUCUUGGUAGUCGAUGUCGAUGUAGACCAGGUAAUAGAGAACAAGAAACUUCUGAUUUAUAUGGACGAAGAAUUAUACGUUGUGUUAAUGGUGGUGAUCAAAUACAAUUCAGUGUGAUUUCAUUAUUAUUCUUUAUAUUUGUUCGUUUAUUCUUUAUAUAA